UUCCGAGGACAUUGGAACUAAGAAUCAAAACAUUUAAAAAGGGACAAAAAUAAAUUGGUCAUCAAAUUCAAACAAGUUCGAUUCGUAAUCACCGGUUAAAAGAGAUGAUGGAGAGAAGAAGAACGGCAUUGGUAUUGCUCGUUGUAGUGGUGGUGAUGACGUGGCAGGAGGGUGUUUUGGGGAAAUGGGCAGAGUCGACGGCCAAGGAAAAGACCGGUUCAUGGGCUGGUUGGGUCUCCGACAAAAUCACCACUGGAUUUGGUACCAAGAAAGAGGAAACAGGAAUUUAUCAAAAAACUAAAGACGAAGCAAGAAAAGCGGCCCGAGCCGCGGAAAACUAUGCUUAUGACAAGGCAAAAUACGUUAAGGACUCUGCUCACGACAAUGCAGGUUACGCUAAGGAUUUUGCCGAGAACAAGGCACAAUACGCAAAAGAUUUUGCUUAUGACAAGACUGGUGAUGCAAAAAACAUGGCCUGCGAAAAUGCGGGCUAUGCGAAGGAUUUCGCUUAUGAUAAGGCUGGUGAUGCAAAGGACAUGGCCUACGAAAAUGCGGGCUAUGCUAAGGAUUUCGCCUAUGAUAAGGCAGGCAAUGCAAAGGACAUGGCCUAUGAUAAGGGAGGCUACGCGAAGGAUUUUGCCUUUGAGAAGGCUGGCAAUGCAAAGGACAUGGCCUACGAGAAGGCGGAACAUGUAAAGGAUUUCACAUAUGAUAAGGUAGGAGCUGCUUACGGAAGUGCGAAGAGUAUGAUGGACUCUGGUUAUGAUAAGGCUGGUGAUGCAAAGGACAUGGCCUAUGAGAAGGCGCCCUAUGCAAAGGACAUGGCAUAUGAGAAGGCCAGCAUAGCAAAAGACAUGGCCUACGAAAAAGCGGGGGAUGCUUAUGGAAGUGCGCAGAAAUUGAUGGACUCCGGCUAUGAUAAGGUCGGUGAUGCUAAGGACAUUGCCUAUGAAAAGGCGGGCAAUGUAAAGGACAUGGCCUACGAGAAAACAGGCAAUGCCAAGGACGGCGCCUAUGAGAAGGCGGGCAUUGCCAAGGGCAUGGCCUAUGAUAAGGCAGGCAAUGCCAAGGACAUGGCAUAUGAUAAGGUGGGAUCUGCUUAUGGCAUUGCGCAGAAGGCAAAGGAUUCUAGUUAUGAGAAAGCUGGUGAGGCCAAAGACUUCGCCUACAAGAAGGCUGGCAAUGCGAAAGACUUAGCUUACGAAAAAGCGCAAGAUGCAAAAGACUUUGCAUAUGACAAGGCGGGUUACGGAUACGACAAGACCGGUGAUGUGAUUAGGAUGGCUACAGACAAGAGUGGUGAAGCUUAUGAAGGAGCUAAAGAGAAGUCAAAGAGUGCCAAAGACAUGGCCGCAGAUAAAGCCGAACGUGCAAUGGAGUAUGGUAAAGACAAAGCAACAAGAGCAAUGGAUGAUUCUAUUAACUACAUGAAAGACAAAUCACACAAUGCCAAAGAUGAAGCAGCUAGGGGAUUCGAAGAAGCCAUGGAAAAAGUCGGCGAAAAGUACGGUACAGCCAAAGAAUCCACAAAACACGCUUAUGAAACCGCAAAGAAAAAGGCUUCUCAAGUUGCGGGAGAAAUAAGAGACCGUUAUGCUGAGCUCUAAAAUCAAUUUGUUAUACAACAAUGCUGAAUCUAACAGAGUCUCCUUUUCAAAAUGUAAACAACGUCUUUAAGCUAAGAAAUGUUGAACAAAGAGAAGUAAAAAUAGUAUAUAUAGAGUCUCUUACAAAUC
Messenger RNA from Arabidopsis lyrata subsp. lyrata, 1736 nucleotides. RefSeq names its product embryonic protein DC-8. Bases 105 to 1607 code for a protein of 500 amino acids. The transcript is spliced from 2 exons. The record is from RefSeq and is a predicted model, not a curated record. NCBI's taxonomy places the organism in Eukaryota, Viridiplantae, Streptophyta, Magnoliopsida, Brassicales, Brassicaceae.